Alosa alosa (allis shad) is the source of this 2104-nucleotide messenger RNA. RefSeq names its product malic enzyme 3, NADP(+)-dependent, mitochondrial (gene me3). Gene Ontology annotation, biological process: pyruvate metabolic process; malate metabolic process. Gene Ontology annotation, cellular component: mitochondrion. Lineage: Eukaryota; Metazoa; Chordata; Actinopteri; Clupeiformes; Clupeidae. The transcript has 15 exons. The record is from RefSeq and is a predicted model, not a curated record. Gene Ontology annotation, molecular function: malate dehydrogenase (decarboxylating) (NADP+) activity; malate dehydrogenase (decarboxylating) (NAD+) activity; NAD binding. Bases 160 to 2004 code for a protein of 614 amino acids.
AGCUUGUAUCAGCUGUUCUUACCGAUUGCAGCAGCAGCAGCAUCCGCAGAUAAGGUACGCGGCAGCCUGGACCAGGUAGUUAUUGUUUAAACUACUCUAUGCGCGCAUCUUUACUGUAGGCUAGCAGAAGAAAGUGCCUGGUUGAUCUUCUCAGGAAACAUGAACUCUGUACCAGGGAGAAGUGUUCUAUCGCUGUGCAGACGCACCACGAGCGCUCUACGGUUGCUCGCCAGCCCGCCAGGUCACCCUGUCACUCGCGGGAUAGACAAUACCAUCUUAGGGACAGUACGGGUCUGCCACUCGGGGGCUAACCGCAGCGUUAGCACCAAGAAGCGAGGCUAUGAUAUCACCAGAAAUCCACAUCUUAACAAGGGCAUGGCGUUCACUCUGGAGGAACGUCUGCAGCUGGGCAUCCACGGCCUGCUGCCCCCCUGCUUCCUAACGCAAGACGUCCAGGUGCUGCGGGUCAUGAAGAGCUAUGAGACACGCACCAACCCCCUCGACAAGUACAUCUUGCUGAUGACGCUACAGGACCGUAACGAGAAGCUCUUCUACCGGCUGCUGACGUCAGACAUCGAAGAGUUCAUGCCCAUUGUUUACACGCCUACCGUGGGCUUGGCCUGCCAGCAGUACGGCUUGGCCUUCCGCAGACCCAGAGGUCUCUUUAUCACCAUUCAUGACAAAGGCCAUAUCGCUACAGUGCUGAACUCUUGGCCAGAGGAGAACAUCAAGGCCAUUGUGGUGACAGAUGGUGAGCGUAUCCUGGGCCUUGGUGACCUGGGCAGCUAUGGCAUGGGCAUCCCCGUGGGCAAGCUAGCCCUGUACACAGCAUGUGGAGGAGUGCCACCCCAGCAGUGUCUGCCAGUGCUGCUGGAUGUUGGCACCGAUAACCAGUCUCUUCUGGACGACCCUCUGUACAUUGGGCUGAAACACAAGAGAAUACGUGGGAAAGAGUACGAUGAUCUCAUUGAUGAGUUCAUGCAGGCCGUAACCGACAAGUAUGGAAUGAACUGCCUAAUUCAAUUUGAGGACUUUGCCAACGCCAAUGCCUUCAGAAUUCUCAAUAAAUACCGAAACCACUACUGCUCCUUCAAUGAUGAUAUCCAAGGCACAGCCUCUGUUGCUGUGGCAGGAGUUCUGGCCGCUCUGAAGAUCACCAAGAACAAGUUGUCUGACCACACAUUUGUGUUCCAGGGAGCUGGAGAGGCUGCGUUGGGCAUUGCACAUCUGCUUAUUAUGGCCAUGGCUAAGGAGGGAGUAUCCAAAGCAGACGCAGCAAAGAAGAUCUGGAUGGUCGACUCCAAAGGCCUUAUUGUCAAGGGUCGUGGCAACCUAAACCACGAGAAGGAAGAGUUUGCUCAUGAGCACGCUCAGGUGAAGACCCUAGAGGAGGUGGUGGAGAUCAUCAAGCCCACAGCUAUCAUCGGUGUGGCGGCCAUCGGAGGUGCUUUCACCGAGAAGAUCAUCAAGAACAUGGCAUCCUUCAACGAGAGACCCAUCAUCUUCGCCCUGAGCAACCCCACUAGCAAAGCAGAGUGCACAGCAGAGCAGUGCUAUAAACUCACUGAGGGCAGGGGCAUCUUUGCUAGCGGGAGCCCCUUUAAGAAGGUGACCCUGGCGGAUGGCCGCACAUUCCACCCCGGCCAGGGCAACAACGCUUACGUCUUCCCCGGAGUUGCCCUGGGUGUCAUCGCCUGCGGAGUGCGUCACAUCUCCGAUGACAUCUUCCUUAAAAGUGCCGAGGCCAUAGCAGAGAUGGUGACAGAGGAGCACCUGGCGGAGGGCAGACUCUACCCCCCUCUCAGCACCAUCAGGGAGGUGUCCUUCAAGAUCGCCGUCAAGCUCGUGGACCAUGCCUACAGGAAUAACGUUGCGUCCCUGUACCCGGAACCCAAGGACAAGGAGGCUUUCAUUCUGUCCCACGUCUACAACGCCGACUACGAUUCCUUCGUCCUAGACAGCUACGACUGGCCGGUAGGCGCCCAGAAGGUCCAGGAUGUGUAGACCGCUACCAGUGCCGGAACUGAUGCCACGGUCGCACUCUUUUUUUUUCUCUCUCUCUCUCUCUCUCUCUCACAAAAUCCUCUGCUCUGUUUUUAAUAAG